AUGAACGUGAUAGCGACGAAUGAUAUGGAUGAGAUCUAUGAGGAUCCUGAGUAUGCUGAGAUGGGAAAAUUCAAGGAGUUAUCGGUUGAGGAUGAUGAGAGUGAGGGCUUGGAUGAUACGGCAGCAAGUGUGGAGGCAGCAGUGAAACUGGAAGAGGAGAUAGUCACCAUGGAGGUAGCAGCAGUGAAUGGUGGAGAUGGAGACGAUGUCAACACUUUUGCAGCAGUGAUCGUGGUUGAAGAUGAAGCAGUAAAUGCGAAGUGUGUGGGAGUUGAAGCUGUGAAAGGGGACAUCAUGGUGAAGGGAUCAAAGGUGAAUGCAACUGCAAAGGGGCGAGUGCUUACGAAAGAGGAACACGUUGAGGGGUACGAGACCCGAGAUGUGUUGGGUGUUAAAGCCAGGAUCUCAAUCCCUCUUCCCGCCCUCACUUCUUUGAUCCCCUUCCCACACCUCUCCAACCCCUCGCCCCACCUCAACACUCCCUACCCUCACCUCUCACUGCCUCAAUCCCUCCCCGUCCGCUCACCUCGUCUUUCCCUCCCCUCUGCUCAGCCCCCACCUGUCCGCCCACCCUCUCACCUGCCCGUCCAUGCUCUCACCCCCCACCUGCCCACCAGUCUGCGCACUCACCUGGCCGCGCCAGGACACGAGGUGCAGGCGACCACUGGACAGAACCAGCAGAAUGUGAUCCUCGUCUGCUACCAUGCCGUUGCUGCCAGGGGGGAAAGAGGGGGAGGGGGGGAAAGAGGAGGGGACACAGAGCGGAAGGGGGGAACGGGAUGA
This is a messenger RNA of Closterium sp. Naga37s-1, 783 nucleotides long. The record is from the annotation of a GenBank genome assembly. NCBI's taxonomy places the organism in Eukaryota, Viridiplantae, Streptophyta, Zygnematophyceae, Desmidiales, Closteriaceae.